Meyerozyma guilliermondii ATCC 6260 is the source of this 813-nucleotide messenger RNA. RefSeq lists its product as uncharacterized. The record is from RefSeq and is a predicted model, not a curated record. Gene Ontology annotation, cellular component: Smc5-Smc6 complex; nucleus. Gene Ontology annotation, molecular function: ubiquitin-protein transferase activity. Gene Ontology annotation, biological process: DNA damage tolerance; double-strand break repair via homologous recombination. The transcript has a single exon. NCBI's taxonomy places the organism in Eukaryota, Fungi, Ascomycota, Pichiomycetes, Serinales, Debaryomycetaceae. Bases 1 to 813 code for a protein of 270 amino acids.
AUGUCUAUUUCACCAACCGUAAAUUAUGGUGAAGUCCAUAGAGCCAUAUUAACCCAUGUGAGAGCGUGCAAAGUGAUCAGCCGACUGCGUUUGGAAGAGGACUUUCAGCAUAUAGUGUCGGCUAUAUCCCAAACCACAGAUUCAGACGACAACUCUGGUCAAACAAAAAUUGACCAUUUCGUUUCCACCAUCAAUUCUCGAAUAACAAAUCAUGGUAUGAAGAUUACAAAGUCCAGGAGUCAAGUGACCAACGAAACCUACUUUCUCUUUGUGAAUACACUAUCUGAUGAUAUCAUAAAAAACAAUUCCACAUAUUCAAUCAAUGAACUCGAUGCGAUAAAAAAAUUGAUAGACGAAAUAAUCGAAUCGGGUCUUUCGUACUCGAUAGGAUUGGUACCAGCAACUCAGGUUAUAGCCGCAACGUUGAACAAACCCAUGCGUGAAGCUGGCGUAUUUAUAGAAGAUCUUGUUGAUCAGGGCUGGUUGAACAUUACUGUUCAUGAUCAAGUUAUACUAUCCAUGAGAGGUUUAUGUGAACUCGAACGGUACUUGCUCGAUCGCUACGGCACCACAGAGCAAGAUGGGAGUGUUUACACAUGUUUUCAAUGUAAGGAAAUUGUAACAUUAGGAAAAAAAUGUUGUCGAUGUCAUACUGCAUUCCAUUAUAAAUGUGGUGAAGUUUGGCUAAAGAGUCUGAAAUUGGGUCAAUGUCCUCGAGAUGGAUGUGAGUUUAACUGGAAUGAUGCCGCAGAAAUUAUUGGCGUGGAACCCGACUCCAUAAUAGCUGAAGAGAAUGUAGAAAGUGUAUUAUAA